Molecule: messenger RNA, 1281 nt
Organism: Guillardia theta CCMP2712
Lineage: Eukaryota; Cryptophyceae; Pyrenomonadales; Geminigeraceae
Exons: 4
Coding region: 1-1281 (426 amino acids)
Source: RefSeq, a predicted model, not a curated record
AUGUCAAAGCAUCUCAUCUUCCUCGAGCUCAAACCUCUCCGACGAUGCAUGCAGCCCGAGGGAGCUUCGAAGAUGGAGGAGGAUACGCCGCAGCUGCAAGUCAUGCUGGACGUCUCUCGCUGGCGAGGAAGCGUUCCCUUCGAGGUAGAGGCGACGCUGUUGCGACCGGAGGCGGAAGCUUGGUUCCAAGGGCUCUGCGGCAAGUCGCUCAGGCACGGCGAUGCGCUGGUGUACUGCUUCGAUGCCUGCAUGCUCAGCGCUAAGCCGCAUCCCGUGUACAUUCAAAGCAUGAUCGAGCUGAUGAGGAACGAGAGCGUUGGGGUCAAGAGGGUUGCCGAGAGCCUAGAGAUGUCCGAGGACGCGGUCGCACAGCUCUCGAAGCUGUCAGACAAGACGCUGCGACAGCAGGCAGCGAGAAUCUCUAGGCUGCUCCAAGGAAGGAAUGCGCAGGCGAGCAGGCUUCGCCCGUGCAAGAUUGACAAGGAGCUCCUGGAUGCGCUGGAGCAGGCGAGUAAGACUCAAGCGAAAUUUCAUAUGAAGCGAAUUGAGACUACCGGGGACUUCGACGUCGUGAUCACCAUCCCUUCCCAGAGCGAGGAGAGCGAGCAGAAGCGGCGAGACGCGUAUGCGCAUGGCAAGAAGGCACCACAGGUGCGUUGGAUGCUGCAGAGGUUGAACGAGCUGUUCGGUGGCAGAGCAAAGAGCUCUUGGUUCGCCGGGGAGGUGCCGGCACACCAAGACGGGAACAUCGCCUGGGAGGACGGGAACGGCUGGACAGUCGUGGACGUUGGAGGAGGGCGCGGGGAUCUGACAGUGAACAUUGCCAAGUACAUGUCCAAGUUGAAGGUGGAGAUGCUGGAGGUCAACUUGCCAUCCCUGGAAGCAGCGAGGACGGUGGCAACGGAAGUCAAGGAUGCGGAGGGGAGGGAGAUCGCGGAGAGGAUCCGCUUCCGCGAGGAGAACGUGACGGAGCUGCUGGCGAGACGUGGGAUCGUAGAGGGGGGAGGGGAGAAGGAGCGCCUGGUACUUGUAGGACUCCAUGCCUGUGGAGGCCUGACGGACGCCAUCCUCUCGUUGGCAAGGAGGGAAAAGGCUCCGUUCCUGUGCUGCCCGUGUUGCUUCCUGAAGCACUUUCACCUCCGAGAGCUGGCUCACAAUGCAGGGCAGUCGGAACAAGAGAGCAACAUGCUACGAGAGGAGGAGAGAGGAGAAAGUAGACCCGGGGAGGAGGCAGCUGGGAGCAAAGGGGAUACGAGCUGCGACGAGUGGGAGGAGAGGUGA